UUUUCCCGCUGAGCGCCCGGGGGCGCCAGCCCCUGCAGAGCAGUUGUUCCAGGCUUCAAUAACGAAAAGGGUUUUUUUGGGGGGGGGGGGCUGCCCGCAGCAACGCCGAAGCCCCGGAAUGCUUUUGCAGCGCUCUUCCCGGUGGGUUGCCUGCAUCUCUACCUUCCUCUCAGGAGAGAAGCGGGGAGCCUCGCCUGCUCUGCUCGCCGCCCUUUUGGGGAAGCGAAGUCCUGCUCUUCUGGUCCAGCCACUUCGCGGAAAUUAAUUCGGUCAGCGCCUCGCUGAGCAAACUUUGGAAUUCCCCGGGCCUUUGCAAGAUUUCGCGGCUGUGCAUUUUCAGGAAGUGGCUUUUCCAUUCUCACGUUUUAUAUGAAGUGAAGAGGACGCAGCUUCUGGCAGGUGCAAACUGUUUUCCCCCGAUCACCAGCUGAUCACCCCAUGUUUGCCGUCACCAGGUGUUGUCCAUAGAAUAUGGCGAAGGCAGUCUUGAUUGAUUUGUGCUGCUUUGGACCCAGGUCGUGGAAUAACUGGACCCAGGCAUCGGUGAUCAGAACAUUAGAAACUCUUGGGGAGAACUACCCUGUUUACCUUAUGUGUUGCCAAACCUUUGGAAGUGAAGGGAAUUGUGGGGAUGUAUUUCAUACAGCAAUACGAGGCUUUCAUGGUCCAGGGAAACAACUUGAGGUUGUGUGUGCCAAAAAUACAGUUGCUGUCUUGUACACCAUUAAACAAAAACUCGAUGAAAAAGACAUCGAGGCUGUUAAAGUAAUCGUGCCGGCACAAAGAAAACCGUUAAUGAGAGAGUACAUGAAUCAACUUUUUACUAGUGUUUACCAGUUUGAGUUUAAAGAUUUUCAGAUUAACUGUGAAGAAAACAACCUCAAAAAAUCUGCAGAACUGCAAGGUGAAUUAAUGCCACUUACAGACCAAGACAUAGAAAAGAUCCAAACUGAGAUAACGAUAUUUUUGAAGAGCCUUCCUAGUCUGAAAGGGGAAGUUACCAUUCUCAAAUCUUCAUUGAUCCCAGAUCCUAUCUUCCUCCAUGGAUUCACUACAAGAACGGGCGGCAUCUCCUAUAUACAGACAUUGAGCUCUUUAAAUCUCUUCAGUAGUUCCAAACGACGUGACCCACCCAUUGUGGUUAAGGAAAAUCUUCAUAGGCUAGCUGCUGCUGCUAGAUUCAACCCUGAUGCAUAUCAUAGGGUAAAGGUCAACCACACCAGUGAUGUUUGGGUCAUGGGAAAGGCCGAGCCGGAUAGCUAUGAUGGAAUGGUAACUAACCAGAAAGGUGUUACACUAGCUGCCCCUGGAGCAGACUGCAUCCCUGUGCUUUUCGCUGAUCCUGUCAAGAAAGCAUGUGGUGCUGCUCAUUCAGGUUGGCAAGGCACAUUGUUAGGAGUAUCUAUGGCUGUCAUUAACGCGAUGGUAACUGAAUACGGUUGCGACGUGAAGGAUAUCCUUGUGGUCCUGGGGCCGUCGGUUGGGCCCUGUUGCUUUAAACUGCCUCGGGAAUCGGCAGAAAUAUUUCGUAGGAUUGAUCCCAAGUGCGUACGACUUUAUGAAUUGCCAACCCCGUACGUUGACAUCAGAAGAGCAACACGCAUUCUUCUGGAGACUGGAGGGGUUCUGCCUCAGAACAUACAGGAUGACUCUGUAACAGACCAGAACCAAAAUGUAACUUUCUGUACCUCAUGUUGUCCUGAUAAAUUCUAUUCUCAUGUCCGUGAUGGUGAGAACUUUGGAACACAGAUUGGCUUCAUAUCUAUUAGAGACUGAGGGUUUAUCUUAAUAUUUAUGCAAUAAUUUGGUAGAAACUGUUGGGGCAAAUUGGUUAUAUUUACUGAUACUGAGUUCUUCCUAUGGUCAGCUAUAGUUCCAAGCUGUCUAUAUAAUAUAGUUACUUAGAAAAGGAAUCCUAUUUAUUUGGAUAGGACUUAAUUCCAUCUAAGUGUGCUUAAUCUUACACUACUAGUACAAAACACUGCAAAUAUCAGGGAUACAUAAGUGUUUAUAGUUGUAUUUCUGCUUUAAUGGACUUGUUUCUAUGUUGCACACUACUUGGGAGAUUUAAACAAAAAUUAAAAAGUUUAUAAAUGGUCAAAGUGUGCUGGGAU
Zootoca vivipara (common lizard) is the source of this 2114-nucleotide messenger RNA. It is a transcript of the gene LACC1, whose product is annotated as laccase domain multifunctional purine nucleosidase 1. The record is from RefSeq and is a predicted model, not a curated record. Lineage: Eukaryota; Metazoa; Chordata; Lepidosauria; Squamata; Lacertidae. Gene Ontology annotation, molecular function: copper ion binding.